UUUAACUAAAAUCAUCAGACGGAUCAAUUAUAUAAGAAACAUGAUCGCCGCAUAUCGGAUUUUAUUUGGGCUAACAUUUUUUUUAUUAUUUCUUUCCAGCAAAGGCCACGAGGAAACUAAUAUGACAGAAUAUUUGAAAAUGCCAUCAAUACUCAAACUAGAUGAUUACGAUACCUGCCUCUAUCACAACCCUGAUGGCAAUGGAAUAUAUUGUCUAUCUUAUGUUGAAGUUGUACCUAAUACGACAUCAGAAAAUUGGAGAAUCAUAGAAAAAUAUUCGUCUUUACCUAGACAUCGUUUCCGACAUGAUAUUCUUUUCAUUGGUACUUGCAUAAAACGAUGCAAGGACUUAGCAAACAAUUUGGAUGAACAGGAAUUUAAUGAGUUUUACGUUGGUUCAGCUCAACACCAGGAGAUUGUAGAUCAUUACGCUCUAGUUCAUGAUAAUUUGGAAUAUCGCAAAGCUUACGAUGAAUUAAUUAACAAGUGUCUAAACCAUGAAUAUCAGCAUAAGUACGAGUUAAAGCUGCGCUCCAAUAUUGAAUAUUGUAUAGACAGUAGCAAAGAACAAUUAUGGGACACCGCCCAUUUUAUUUUUCUAAUAAUCCUGGCAUCUAUUGUAUGUCUCUGCAUUUUUUCCACUGGUUAUGAUUACUACUUGAAGUUCAGUGCAACUCAAGACAACGGAAAUGCAUUUUUUACGACUAAAUUUAUAACAAAAAAGGACAGACUGUUAACUGCCUUCUCACUUAAAAGAAACUACCUUAAACUCCAUAGCAAUACUAGGGGUACAGAUGAUGACUUGAAUUUUUUAAAUGGUAUUAGAACGGUGUUUAAUACCUUGGUUAUUCAUGCGCAUAUUGUUAUGGGUCUAAUAACUAGGGGCAGUACAAAUGAAAUUUUUUUCGAAACGUAUCAAUUAAAUAAUUUUACUUCAUUUUCGGCUAACUGUGGCAGAAUAGUUAAUGGCAUGUUUUUCUUAAUGAGCACAUUUUUAUUAAAAAUAAGUUUUGAGAAGAAGAGCCCUAUAACUCCAAAAAGUAGUUGGAGAAGUUGUGUCGGUGUAUUUUGGAAAUUUCUAAUUUAUCGCUAUUUAAGACUUGUACCGGGAUAUGCAUUAAUAAUUCUAUACAAUGCCUCAUUUUAUGGAAAUCAAAUAGAUUCUCCAAUUUGGAAACAUCUCACUGGUCAAGAUCAUAAGUUUGCGCGUAUUAAUUGGUGGAAAAAUUUGUUAUUCAUUAAUAACUGGUCGUUGAUUGAUAGUACAAUGCCAAUCACUUGGUAUCUGGCCGCCGAUAUGCAAAUAUUUAUAAUUUUCCUCAUUGUCUUAAUUAUUAUUGCGAAAAAACCACAUUUUAAGAAGCUCAUAUAUGGUAUCUUGUUUCUUUUUUCUCUACUCUACCCUGCGAUUUUAUUGAUUAUAUAUAAAAUUCAAUAUCACGCUGGAUUCCUUAUGUUAUAUUAUCAGAUUAUGUUUAUGACCAAAGCAAAUGAUAUUGAAAAUAUAGGCAUGACCCCUCUAACAAAAAUAGACAUCUGCCUACUUAGUAUAAUAACGGCUGAAAUAUAUCUGAAACUAAAAGCCAAUAUCAAACGUCGGUCUUAUAAAGGAGUUUUCAAAUAUGAACUCGGCUGUUGGAUCAGUUUUAUGAUGUUUUAUGGAUUUUUAAAUAUUAACUACAAUUCCGAAAAUUAUACUAUAAGCAUUUUAAUGGCGGUGUUUAACACAAACAUAAUCUUCUUCUUCGGUUGUAUAGUGAUUUUGGCUUUUAGUAUGAAAUUGGGUGGAUUCAUCCGAAAUAUAUUAUCAUCAAACUCAAUGCUGAAGAAUGCUAGGAUAUCAUAUCCAGUAUACUUGUGGCAUAUCGCAGUUCUACGCAUUAUUAUGAGCCUUCACAAACAGCCCGCUGAUGUUAACAAUUUGACUAUUCCACUUUACUUUUUUCUAACAAUUUCAAUCAGUAAUAUGGUUGCUACGAUUGUAGCAAUAGUUUUUGAAUAUCCAAUCGCUGAAAUAGUUAAUAGUUUCAUUGGAACCACUCCGAAGAUAACAGAAAAAUCGAAAUCCAAGUGAAUAAAAAGGAGUACUACGUUGAAGUAGAGAAAACUUAAUAAUUAGUUAUUUUCAUAGUAUAACUUUCCUAUUUUUUUUAAAUAAAAUUAAAAUUCA
Messenger RNA from Teleopsis dalmanni, 2170 nucleotides. Its product is annotated as nose resistant to fluoxetine protein 6-like. Lineage: Eukaryota; Metazoa; Arthropoda; Insecta; Diptera; Diopsidae. The transcript is spliced from 12 exons. Gene Ontology annotation, molecular function: acyltransferase activity, transferring groups other than amino-acyl groups. The record is from RefSeq and is a predicted model, not a curated record. Bases 41 to 2074 code for a protein of 677 amino acids.